Molecule: messenger RNA, 836 nt
Organism: Nicotiana tabacum (common tobacco)
Lineage: Eukaryota; Viridiplantae; Streptophyta; Magnoliopsida; Solanales; Solanaceae
Source: RefSeq, a predicted model, not a curated record
CAAUGGAUGAGUCUCUAUAGUUGGGUACUGAAUCACAUUCAUUGUUUCCUUUCCCUUUCCUCAAAAACACCAAAAAAUAACAAAUAAAGAGAAGAUAAGCUCAAAACCCCAUAGCAUCAUCUUACACCACCCACCCCACCAAAAGUCGUAAUUCUCACUCCCUAUCAUAUACCCUUUUAUUAUCAGUAUAGGAGCUGCUGAUAAUUUCUAUUAUUUCCAAAAAUCGGGUGAUAAAAAUGGCGAUUUCGGACAGAGUAGUGGGGAAUUUGACAACGUUGUACUUAUUGGUGAUAGCUGGUAUGAAGGCUUAUGGAUUGAUGACUGGGCGGAGCUACGGCGGAGGAUUUGUGCUGAUUGUGUCCACAACUGUAGUAGGUAUUAUAUUGAUUUUGAGUCUGACGUAUGACGUGUCACGUAAGGCUAGGUAUGCGUUGACACGUAAUCGUAAUCUUCAUCAUCAUCAUCCUACUCAGCAGCUUUAUCAGCCACGUCAUCAUUCCGACGAGUUGUGCCGAGGUGGCAUAUGUUGGCACGGCGUCCCCGUUAGGUCUCCCGCGUCUCAGGUUCGGUUCCGGCUUCCUCAACAUCUGCAGCCUCGUUAGCAAUUUUGCAAGAGCGGUAACAAAAGUUAAAUUGAGUGAUUUUGACUUGUUUUUUCACUGUAAGUCUGUAAAUUAGUUUUGGAUUUUAUCUUUUUCAGCUCGAACAUUGACAAUUCUGGUGAAAUUAGAGUAAAUAGUGACCGGAAAGAGAUAUCAGCAUCGCAUUUUGGGCGUGUAAAUGUAAAUCUAUCUAUAUUAUUAUAAAAGUGGAAAGUCCUUGGUUAAAAAGUUAAA